This is a messenger RNA of Gordionus sp. m RMFG-2023, 1461 nucleotides long. RefSeq lists its product as uncharacterized. The record is from RefSeq and is a predicted model, not a curated record. NCBI's taxonomy places the organism in Eukaryota, Metazoa, Nematomorpha, Gordioida, Chordodea, Parachordodidae. The transcript is spliced from 2 exons. The coding region runs from base 1 to 1461 and encodes 486 amino acids.
AUGAGCUUACCAGACCUCAGCACAGCUUCUACCAAAUCUAACUGCCCUUUAUGUAAUAAACUCGUUAAAGUAACCAAAUUGGGGCUAUUGCCAUCUCAUCGAAACCAGAAGAUAAAAUUAACUCAAUCUGGGCUUCCCAUCUUAUCACCAGCUAUCCCUCGAACCCUAAAUGCCUUUUCUGCCAUUGCCCUCGCACAACCUAUAGUUACCAUUUUCACGUUGACUGAUGUGCCUACUAGCCCAAUAGUCCCCACCUCCACCGCCGAAAAUGCUCUCACUUUCAAUCCAACCGACUCCACAGAUGUAGAAAUAUUUUUAGUCACACCAAAACCAUUUGUGAUUUCACGAAUACCUAAGGGAGCAAGACUUCAAGUUGCCAAACACCUCUCAAAGAACUUGACUUCCUUGAUAAAUAAUUAUUCUUCCAUAAAACACUGGCUAGACACGACACCCUGUGAUGACACUGAUAAAAAUAAAAAUCACAAAAAUGACCUACUCACCAAGGCCAAGCUUAUAUCUAAAAAGCUGGAUAACCUGAAUGUUAAAUCCGCCAUACGACUGGCAACAUCUGACAAUAAGCUAGCUCCCUACGAUCAAACAACUUAUCAAGCUCUUCUCCUAAAACACCACCCACACGAUCUUAAGGACGAAAUACCGUCUUACCCCGAAGCUCCUCUAAUUGCAACCACUUUUACCUCAAGCGAGGUUAGAAAGGCUAUUCUCUCCUUCAAACGCGAUUCUUCACCGGGGGUUGAUGGGUUUCGCCCAAUAUUCCUACAGGAUCUAACCGCACCUUACAUCACACAACAAUGCGACGUUUUGGAAAAAAUUACUCAACUCAUCAACCGUAUGCUUGCUGGAGGCUUACCACCCGCCAUUAUUCCACUCCUUUAUGGAGCUAAACUCAUCGCCCUCCAUAAACCUAAUAAAGAUAUUCGCCCUAUCGCUAUUGGAACCACUUGGCGCCGAUUAACCGCAAAGCUAGUAGUGAGCAGAAUAUUGUUCACAGUAUCUAAUCACCUGUGCCCUAAUCAAUUAGGAGUCAACGUAAAAGGGGGAUGCGAGGUAUCCUUACACAUGACCAGAAUGUAUCUACAAACAGACCCCAGUGACAAUAUCCUAAUUAAGAUAGAUUUUUCAAACGCUUUUAACUCUCUAAAACGUACAGCGUUUCUUAAUCCCAUCCUUACCCUUUACCCAGAAUACUCGCAAUUCAUUUUCGAUUGUUAUGCUAGUCCAUCGCAUCUUCAAUUUGGAGAUAGAUUGAUUCCUUCUAGUAGUGGAAUACAACAAGGUGACCCUCUAGGCUCCUUCUUAUUCUGUCUGGGCAUUAAUAGCCUAAUACAAAGCAUAAAUGACCAAUGUAAACUAAACCUUCAUAACUGGUAUAUCGACGAUGGUAUACUAGGCGGCUCACCCAGCGAAGUUAUAAAGGCGGUCGAAAUAAUAAAAUCCAACUAG